GGGGAAAAAAAAGCUCUUAGAACGUAAGCGUUCGUGUGUACCACCAGCUCCUGCCUUUGUCACACACGGCCGACGUCAGUCGUUGGAGACGUCAAGGUGAAGCGACACUAAGCCACCAUUCCAGUGCAAACGCAGUCGAAGACCGAAGCACACUUUUUCCCAGUCAACUCGCGCUCGCAAAGAAAGAACAGGGGCUUCCGGUGACAAUGCAGAGGCGAAGGCCAGCCCACCAAAUAAUCGACGGAGUUCCGAGAUGUAUAAGCCUCAAUCCAGACAGGCUACGAGAAAAUCUCAAGUUUAGAGCGAAGAACGGAGACGUCGUGCAAGUAACGUUUCCGAAGAGUGGGACACAUUGGUUGAUGUACAUCACGCACCUCAUACUCAGGGAAGGACGAUCAAUGACCACGUACGAGGAAUUCGCCAAAGAGUGGCGCUUCGUGGAGUACAUGGACAUCAAGGACUGGACCUCGUCUCUACCAUUGAGAACAUUUGCUACUCACCUGGCGUUGGACAAGCGUUCGAUGACCGAAGAAGGCAAGUACGUCUACCUCGCCCGCAAUCCGUGGGAUGUCUGCGUCUCCUUCUACCACAUGGCGACCAACAUCAGCUCCUUCGAAUUCCAGGACGGAACGUUUGAAGAUCUAGUCGACGCUUUCGUAAGUGGCAACUUCGGUUACGGCGACUAUUUCGAACACGUAGCGGCUGGUUACGCUCUCAGGGAACAGCCGAACGUGUUCUUCGCGACUUACGAGGAACUCAAGAAGAACACCAGUGAGGUCGUGCUGAGGCUGGCGUAUUUUCUGGGAGACCAGUAUGGCCGUGCUCUGGAGGAGGACGAAGCGUCGCUCCAAAAUUUGCUGGAGAGAUCACAGCCCGAUUACAUGCGUAACGUGGUGGUCAUUGACUUGAGCGGUAAAGAUACCCCCCAGUGGGACGAGGUGCUCUCGCAGAGGAAGAUCAGAUGCAACGAAGGCCAUGAAGGAGACGAGAACAAGUACUCGUUCGUGAGAAGAGGCAAAGUGGGAAGUUGGAAGGAUUACUUCACACCCGAUCUUCUCCGAAGGAUGGAGAAUCGGAUUCUGGAGGCUGAGAAAGAGUCCUCGUUCAUGGACCUUUGGAAGUACAUCCGAGCUGAAGCGAAUACAAUCAUGAAGAAUUCCGAAUAAAUCCUCGAAUUCCCAGUAUACUGUCCCCGUAUUCUGCUGCUCUUAGCAUAGUUUUUUUUUCUUUCGAUACUCUCACAUGGUAGAAUACUUUCGCUAAACGGGCCGACCAACCAGCUCUUCAAUGGUUUCGAUUGAAUAAACUUUAUUGUGG
Dermacentor silvarum is the source of this 1317-nucleotide messenger RNA. RefSeq names its product sulfotransferase 1B1. Gene Ontology annotation, molecular function: sulfotransferase activity. The record is from RefSeq and is a predicted model, not a curated record. Gene Ontology annotation, biological process: sulfation. The transcript has 2 exons. Bases 207 to 1166 code for a protein of 319 amino acids. Lineage: Eukaryota; Metazoa; Arthropoda; Arachnida; Ixodida; Ixodidae. Gene Ontology annotation, cellular component: cytoplasm.